AUGCUCGAGCUCCAGGAACAACUACGUGAGCUUGAGGAGGAACUCAAAAAUCUCGACGAUGACCAUGCAUUCUCCAAUGACUCCAUGGAGAAACUGCGUGUCAGAUCCCGGAUGGCUGAUCAACACGCUGCUCGACAAGAGUAUCAAGCUCGGCGCAAACGCCCACGAACAGAUCAGUCCAAUAGGGGAAUAGGCAGCGGAGAAAAUCACAAAGCAGAUGAUGAAGAACAAGCACAGCAGGGCAAUAAUCCCAUCCUCAGCGAGCGGACUGUACUCCUAGCCAAGAUCGAAGAUCGGCUCCUCAGAUACGACAAGAUUCUCAUCAAAGCACGUGAGCUGGCUGAGUUCCAGCGACCCAACGACCGGGACUGGGUAAAUGUCCGUGGGUGGUUCUGGAACAACAAGCCCCUUUCCAACGAACAAGAGGAGUUGUUCAUUCAGAUGAAGGACGACCUCGUCACUCUAAAGCCAAGAGACGAUUCUGGGAAGCUUGAUACUUGGAUCGACUAUGCCGUUACAAUACUGCCUAAGUGUAUGAAUAAAUUCUUCGUCAAUACUUCGCCGAAGGGAUUCCAGGAUCCGUAUUUACGAUUCACGCACACUGGUCGGGUCGAGAAGAUCGCUAUUCUGGUUGUGGUACUCAUCAUCAUUUUCCUGCUGGCCACACCCGUCUUCAUCAUGUAUCGCAUAACGUGGGACAGCAGUCGCACCAGCACAUUUCUCAACAUCGGUCUCUUGAUCGUCUUCUCGUUGUUGUUCUCCGCAUCGAUGGGUCUUAUCACGAAAGCGAAGCGUGCCGAACUCUUCGCCGCGACCGCAGCGUACUGUGCUGUUCUUAUCGUGUUCAUUGGGAACUUCAGUAGCAAUGCGACAUAA
Messenger RNA from Alternaria ethzedia, 876 nucleotides. RefSeq lists its product as uncharacterized. Bases 1 to 876 code for a protein of 291 amino acids. NCBI's taxonomy places the organism in Eukaryota, Fungi, Ascomycota, Dothideomycetes, Pleosporales, Pleosporaceae. The transcript has 2 exons. The record is from RefSeq and is a predicted model, not a curated record.